Messenger RNA from Aspergillus calidoustus, 1009 nucleotides. Lineage: Eukaryota; Fungi; Ascomycota; Eurotiomycetes; Eurotiales; Aspergillaceae. The record is from the annotation of a GenBank genome assembly.
AAUCUUCUACGCAUUGCUGAAUCAGGUAUAAUGGCCGAAACCCCAUUCAGAGGACUAGGGAAGGCAGUUGAGUUUGAAGGCGUCUUCAACGUACGCUCUUUCGGCGGCUACACAAGCACCCUCCGACCCAACUGUUCCACCCGCCAUGGCUUCAUCUACCGCUCGGGCCACCUCGAUAAUAUCACGUCCCGCGGAAUCGAACAACUUCGCAGCCUCGGAGUAACGACGAUCAUCAACCUGACCAACACCGGCGAGUCGACGGCGCUUUACGCGAAUGCAGGAACAGACACGGCGGGCCUCGAGGGGGUGAAGGUUGUGAAUCUUCCGUUGGCGAAGGGUGGAUUCUCGGUUGCGAAGCUUGCGGAGAAGUAUCGCCGGUACGUGGCUGAGGGGGAGAAGGUCAUAGCAGACGGGUACCUUAAGCUUCUGGAAGAAGGUCACUCCGUUGUAAGCGACGUCCUCAUGUUAAUCCGCGACAAUCCCGAUGAUGUGUUUCUCAUCCACUGCUCAAUGGGCAAAGACCGCACGGGCGUUUUGUUUGCAAUCCUUCUCCGUCUAGCCGGUGUUUCACAAGACGAUAUCGCCUCGGAGUAUAGCCUGAGCGAGGCAGCUCUGGGACCAGCGCUUCCUGAAGUUGCGGCCGGGAUUAAACGAGUGAUCUUGCCGCCGAUUGAUGGCGAGGAGGCACUGAGGAGAGCGAAGAUUGUGAUUCAGACGAGGAAGGAGGCGAUGACCCUCACGAUGGCUAUGAUUGAGGAACGCUUCGGAGGAGCGUUGCGGUAUCUGACUGAGCGCUGCGGACUGGAGGACGAGGAUCUGAAGAGGAUUCAAGACAUUUUGACGGACUCCGAGUCUGUUUGAGUUCGCACCCUAGCGUGUAUCUAUGGUAACAGGAUCAAUUCAAAUAGCAGCACCAACCAAUUCUAUGUGAAGAUGGGGUCAACGAACCCAGCAAAUCAGCUGUGUUCUCGACUUCAGACGAACCCAGGCGAGCUGGGUAGAAGGCUUG